Molecule: messenger RNA, 976 nt
Organism: Parasteatoda tepidariorum (common house spider)
Lineage: Eukaryota; Metazoa; Arthropoda; Arachnida; Araneae; Theridiidae
Source: RefSeq, a predicted model, not a curated record
UGCCGGGCGGGAAAGUUCGUCCAUUCUCAUGCCUGGUGAUGGUAGAAGUGAGUUGACUGGCGUGUUUUGUGUUAUCAUUUUCAUCAAUAUGUUAUCAUUCAAUGGAUAAUAAUUAAUCGUGUUGUGUGAGCUUGGAUUUUAUAGUGAAUAGAAAUCGUAAAGGAAUAACUGUUUCAAUCGGAUCUGAUAAAAGGUGUUCGAAAUGUGUUAUGUCAUCGUGACGUCAAGGACACUUCUAUGGACGCUCUUGACGAUAGCUACAACAUUAGCCAUGUUGGCCGCCGUAGUUACACCAACAUGGCUGAUAGGAGCUCCGAGGAGGCCGGGACUGAAGGCUAGAGUAGAAACAGCAGAGAGAGAAAUUUAUUCACCAUCUCUAGGUAUUUAUAAUCGAUGUAUCAAAAUCCACGAGAUCAAUCGCAUGUAUACAGACAACUGUGCCCCUUUCGUCACAAGUUUCGGUAUGCCCUCGGAGCAGUUUCCAAAUUUCUGGAAGGCCUCCCUCAUCUUCUUCGGGUGCGGACUCUCCCUCAUGAUCUUCACACUCCUCACCUCCAUCAUGGGAUGCUGUUUCAGGAGCAUCAUGAAGAAGAGCAUCUUCACCAUAUCAGGCACCAUACAAGCCAUUGCAGGGCUGUUUUAUAUUCUUGGUCUGAUUCUGUAUCCAGCUGGCUGGAGUAGCAGGAGAGUACAUUUGAUCUGCGGUGAUAAAUCUGAACCUUUCUGGCCUGGAGACUGCACAUUAGGUCUAGCCUUCUACCUUGCCAUAGGGAGCACCAUUGUUACCUUCAUCUGUUCUGUAUUAUCUGUGCAAGCAGAGGUUUCAACAUCGACUGACAAAGUUCAAGACGAAAUUCUGGAGGGAAAGACACUAAUCUGCCUUCUUUAAUGAGGUGUCAAUUAAUAUUUGAGUUCGGAGUUGAAGUUUACGAAACAUUUUGUUUUCAGUGCUCUGAAAUAAAAUACUUUGAGAGAG